AGAGCAGCUCGAGGAGCUGCAAGCCCAGCAGCACGCGCAUGAGAGCGCACAGCUUGUUUGUAAUUUGACUUUUCUUUUUAAAAAAAAAAAUUCAUCCGAGAAUAAAAGAAAAACCAGCAGCAGCACAUUAAAGGUCCAAACUGUCGCUGUGCCGAGUUUCACCUGGUUGUAAGCCACCGUUCCCACCCCCACCCCCAUACACCGAGCCGGGGAGAAAACCCUGCGCAUUCCUCCACGCAGAGAGCCCGGAGGGAGCGACCAGCAGCGGGGAAAGGUGAGCUGGAAGGGGGCCUCCUCACAAGGUGGGCCGGUGAAUUCUCCCACACUGGGGAUAGACGCGCUGUCUUGUGGUUUGGCUUUGUUGGAGGCUCGCUGUGGUUGUUGGUGAACCCUCGGUGACCAGAGGCACUCUAUGAUACCCUUGCUUUGAUGAAUAAUUUAAGCUCUCGCGGUCCAAGGCUCGCGCUGCGACAACCAUACGACCGUUGGCCGCCUGAACGGAUCCUGACGGUCAGCCACACCGGUCUGAAUUUGGAGGCUUAGCGAUAACGGAGAAGUAAAGGGAAAUUUUUGAGGUAGCUACUCGUCCGGGUGCUGCUUUGUAGCUCUCAGUCCUGUAGUCAUGUUGCCGAGCUGGUGGGGGAGGAGAGACCGAGCCCCCCAGCCGACCCAGUAUCUUUCCAUUUUCGGGUUUAUGUUAUGAGCUAUCCCGAACAGCAUCGCACUAUUUUUCUCCACGGAAGCCCCAGCGUCGUCUGUUGCUGCAUGCUGUAUUUAAAAGGAGGACUGUGGGUUCUGCUAAAGAGAGAAAAAAACGCCUUACACAACUGAUUUAAGUAUUCUGAUUUUUCAUCUGAUCUCACAACUGUUUUUGAAUAACUUUUUGAAUAAGUGGCUACCUCCUUGUUUUGUUUUUUGUGGCAAAUCUUUCUUCCUUUUUCAUUUUUUAAAUCGUCGAAUCUACCUCAAACACCACAUUAACGUGGAGAGAUAAUUAUCUUCUACACACCCCAAACGGGCUGAUGUGUCUCCAAAUGAAUACCUCAGCCUCGUCGUCGCGCAUGUUGUAAACUGAGCCCAGUUUUGGUGACGCUGCAGAUGGCUUCGUUUCCCGACUCGGACCUGCAGACGUGCCCGCUCUGCAAGGAGCUGUGCGGCUCUUCGGCUCCCAUUUCCUCCAGCUCUUCUACCUCAUCGUCUUCAUCUCACACCUCGUCUUCCUCCAGCCAAAGCACCAAGAGGCUCCACGUUCUGCCCUGCCUGCACGCCUUCUGCAGGCAGUGCCUGGAGGGACAGCGCAGUCCCGGGGACCCGCUGAAGCUGCGGUGCCCCACCUGCGACCAGAAGGUGUCCAUCUCAGAGGCCGGAGUGGACUCUCUGCCUUCCUCCAAUUUCCUCUUCAGCAACCUGCUGGAUGUGGUGGUGAGCUCAGAGGAGCAGAUCCAGAACAAGAAUGGCCACCACCACCACCACCACCACCACUCCCGGGGAGGUCUGGGUGGAGGCUCCUCUGGCUUCAGUCAUCCAUCACGUGGAAGCCUGUUGCACUCACACCACCUGGGAGAGCCUCAGUGCAGCUCCUGCGACGAGCAGAACCUGGCCACAUCCCACUGCCUUGACUGCCAGGAGUACCUGUGUGAUAACUGCGUGCGAGCACACCAGCGGGUGCGACUCACCAAAGACCACUUCAUCGAGCGCCUGGGAGAGAACUUCCAUCUGAGCAGGGUCAACGCUAACAGCAACGCCAGCCAGCCAGGGAUGUCCGUGUCCCUCGCCCAGUCCCUGCAGAACAAUUUCGCGCUGCUGUCCCUGUUCCAGGAUCGCAUGAGCUACUGCCAGCACCACGACAGCGAGGUGUUUCUGUUCUUCUGUGAAACCUGCACGGUGCCUAUCUGCAGAGAGUGCAGCAUGGGCCGUCACAUGGGCCACACUUUUGUUUACCUGCAAGACGCCGUUCAGGACUGCCGGGCCAUCACCAUCCAGCUGCUGGCAGAUGCACAGCAGGGACGACAGGCGGUGCAGCUAAGCAUGGAAAAGGUCCAGGCCAUGUCCGAGCAGGUGGAGAUCAAGGCUAAAGUGGUGCAAACAGAAGUGAAGGCUCUUGUCCUGAGACACAAGAAAGCGCUGGAGGAGAGGGAGUGUGAGCUUCUAUGGAAGGUGGAGAAGAUCCGCCAGGUGAAGGCCAAGUCUCUGUACCUGCAGGUGGAGAAACUCCACCAGAGUCUCACCAAGCUGGACAGCACCAUUGCUGCUGUAAGCCAGGUGUUAGAUGAGGGCCACCACCUGGAUGUGUUGGUGGCGAGGGAGCGAAUGCUCACUCAGAUCCAUGAACUCAAGGCCCUCAGAGGCUUGCUGCAGCCACAAGAGGACGACCGCUUCAUGUUCACUCCUCCAGACCAGGCGCUCUACAUUGCCAUCCAGUCCAUGGGUCUGAUUAGCAGCGGGGCUUUUGCCCCCGUGACCAAAGCCCACGGUGAGGGUCUGAAAAGUGCCCUUCGCAGUAAGCCUACCUCCUUCACUGUGGUUGGAUACGAUCACGAUGGCGAGCCACGUCUUUCAGGUGGGGAUGCGGUGUCUGGAAUAGUCAUGUCGGUUACAGAUGGUAAUGUGUCCGCAGCUGAUGUAACGGAUCACCAGAAUGGCUCGUACACCGUCGGCUACCUGCCAAAAUGUGAGGGGGAGCAUCUCGUGUCCGUGCUGGUGUGCAACCAGCACAUCCAGGGCAGCCCCUUCAAGGUGACUGUGAAGUCUGGGCGGAGCUAUGGGUCACUCGGCAACCAAGUGUCAUCCUUUGGCUGUGAGGGCGAGGGAGACGGUCAACUUUGUCGACCCUGGGGCAUCUGUGUGGACAAGGAGGGAUACGUGGUGGUGGCUGAUCGCAGCAACAACCGUAUACAGAUAUUCAAGCCUUGCGGUGCCUUCCACCAUAAGUUUGGCUCUCUGGGUUCUCGACCUGGUCAGUUUGAUCGUCCGGCUGGGGUUGCAUGUGACUCUCAGAGGCGAAUUGUUGUGGCUGAUAAGGACAAUCACCGUGUGCAGGUGUUUACUUUCGAAGGCCAGUUCCUGCUGAAGUUUGGGGAAAAGGGUACCAAGAAUGGGCAGUUUAAUUAUCCCUGGGAUGUGGCUGUCAACUCUGAGGGUAAGAUCCUGGUCUCAGACACCCGAAACCAUCGUGUGCAGCUCUUUGCCCCUGACGGUUCUUUCCUCAACAAGUACGGGUUUGAAGGGACCCUGUGGAAACACUUUGACUCUCCCAGAGGUGUAGCCUUUAACCACGAAGACCACCUGGUGGUGACCGACUUCAACAACCACCGCCUCUUGGUUAUUCGACCAGAUUGCCAGUCUGCUCGCUUCCUGGGCUCCGAGGGCACCGGGAACGGACAGUUUCUGCGUCCCCAGGGCGUCGCCGUGGACCAAGAGAACCGCAUCAUUGUGGCCGACUCGCGCAACCACCGAAUCCAAAUAUUCGAGCCCAACGGAAACUUCUUAUGCAAAUUCGGCUCGCAUGGGAGCAGCUUCGGACAGAUGGAUCGCCCCUCCGGUGUGGCCGUGUCGCCCGAUGGAGCCAUUGUGGUCGUUGACUUUGGAAAUAAUCGCAUCCUCAAGUUCUAAAAGGAAAAAACCAAACUUUUUUUGUAUUCUCUCCCUACCUUUGCCUUUUUUUUUUUUUUUUUUGCAGUU
Molecule: messenger RNA, 3681 nt
Organism: Neolamprologus brichardi
Lineage: Eukaryota; Metazoa; Chordata; Actinopteri; Cichliformes; Cichlidae
Gene: trim71
Product: tripartite motif containing 71, E3 ubiquitin protein ligase
Molecular function (GO): zinc ion binding; protein binding
Source: RefSeq, a predicted model, not a curated record